Lactuca virosa is the source of this 1374-nucleotide messenger RNA. NCBI's taxonomy places the organism in Eukaryota, Viridiplantae, Streptophyta, Magnoliopsida, Asterales, Asteraceae. The record is from the annotation of a GenBank genome assembly.
AUGUACCAGUUGAAACAGCUUGGCUUAAUACAUAUGAAAGAUUAUCACCGCGCUGGAAAUCCAUUCGUCCUUCCUUCUCAGGAAGGAAUUGAUGCACUGGAAGAGGUGAUUUACCAUCUUGAAACGUAUGAUGUGACAACUAUUAGAGCCAGCACACCCAUGUUUCUCAUGUCCCGAAAAAUCAAGUCUUUGGGAGUAAAAAUGGUUCUUUCUGGAGAAGGCUCUGAUGAAAUCUUUAGUGGCUACUUGUAUUUCCACAAGGCACCUAACAAGGAGGAGUUCCACGAGGAAACUUGCCGAAAGAUUCAACGUGAUAUUGGGAGGAUUGAGAAGUGGGUCUUGCGCAAUGCAUUUGAUGAUGCUGAAAACCCUUAUCUGCCAAAGCACAUUCUGUAUAGACAAAAGGAACAAUUCAGUGAUGGAGUCGGAUAUAGUUGGAUUGAUGGUUUGAAGGAUCAUGCAAACCAACAGGUUACUGAUUCAGUGCUAACAAAUGCAACUUUUGUUUAUCCCGAAAACACCCGUACGACAAAAGAAGUGUACUACUAUCGGACAAUCUUUGAAAAGUUCUUCCCAAAGUUAAAGUUGCAAUUCUCCCCUACUGACUGCUUUAGCAAAUGGUUGCACUUGUCUUUUAAAGUUUGGGAUUCUACCAAGAAUAUCCCAACUUUGGGUCAGACCAAUACAGUUUAUGCCAUUGAUCUUCUUGGUUUUGGUGCUUCUGACAAGACUACUGGCUUCGAAUACACCAUGGAAGCAUGGGCAGAGUUGAUAUUGGAUUUUUUGGAUGAAAUUGUCCAAAGGCCUAGAGUGUUGAUUGGGAACUCUGUUGGAAGUCUUGCUUGUGUUAUUGCUGCUGCAGGUUAUAAUAGGUUAUGUGAGUUGGGAGCUGAAAUUAAUGAACUUGAAAAGCAAAGAGACAAACUUGAAACUGAAUUAAAGAAGGUCAAAAACUUGUUGGCUUUUGCAAAUGGUCGUUUUCAAAAUGCCACAGAAGAAAGGGAACAGUUUGAUGAUAUGCUAAUAACCAGCUUCUUGUACACUUCAAGUCAAAGAGUAGAAGCAGAUACUUGUAAUGCAUUUGUUGAGUUUCUAGAAGCUGCUUGGGAUUUACAGUAUUCUUUUAUGGAGGAAAAGGAAAAGAAGGUCAAUGAUGAAUUGGAGACUCAUGAAGAAUACUUUAUAAAUGUGGCUAGGAGUCUUUUAAGGAUGCACCGGACUCGCUAUUGCCAUUUCGAACAAAGAAAAAGCCUUGAAAAUGCAUAUGUAGCUGUAGAAACCAAGGUUCUUACUAUCUUUGGUGCAACAGAUAGUGUUAAAGAGCAAUUUUACCAAGCAAAUGAUAAUGUUUUUAGCCAAGAUGAACUCAUUUAA